This is a messenger RNA of Neohortaea acidophila, 1665 nucleotides long. Its product is annotated as autophagy-related protein 22-like protein. The transcript is spliced from 2 exons. NCBI's taxonomy places the organism in Eukaryota, Fungi, Ascomycota, Dothideomycetes, Mycosphaerellales, Teratosphaeriaceae. Bases 1 to 1665 code for a protein of 554 amino acids. The record is from RefSeq and is a predicted model, not a curated record.
AUGGCGGCUCCUAAUCCCGGAUUGGCGCAAGUCGCCGCUGAUGCAGAAGACCCAACCAGAGGAGCAGUGGAGAAACAGGCGGACGGAUCCAUUGUGGAGGAUGUGCAGCCCGUCGCCCCCGAUCAGUUUGAGGAGAAAUUCCUGACGAGCAAGUGGGAGAUCUGGUCCUACUACGCCUACUACAUCGGAAACAAUGGCCUGACCCUCUUCAACUUCGGGCCCACGCAGGCGCAGAAUCUGCUCGACCUGCAAGCCCAGGCCGUUGGAGGGGAAAACAACCAGUACCUGUAUUUUGCCGGUAGCAGCCGCACCAUCAACAGCAUCAUCCUGCUCUGCAACGGCAUCUCUUUCGCCAUCCAGAUUGUCAUCUUCCUCAUCCUCGGCUCUUACGCCGAUUUUGGCACCUUCAGGCCUAACAUCCUCAUCGCCGUCUCGCUUGUCGCCUGGGGCAUUGGCUUUGGCUGGCUGGGGGUCCAUACUCAGGACCAAUGGCAGACUGGCCUCGGACUGUACAUUGUCGGCCUGAUUGCGUACCAGCUCUGUCUGACCUACUGGACCGCUGCCUUCCCGGGGCUGGCGCGCAACACCCCCCAGCUGCGCGACAAGGCCGUGCAGUUUGAGAAUGGCGACAUCAGCCGAGAGGAGUACGAUUUCGCCGACAGCAUGAAGAGGAACGAGCUCAGCAACGUCGCCUUCUACACCCAGAGUGUCGGCGAGAUUUUCAUCCUCGUCGUGACCGUCGGUAUCCUGUUUGCCGUGCAUGCCGACCGGAAUGCAGCGUCAAACAGCUGGAGUCUUUCGGUGCUGAUCGCCUUCUGCACAGGCGUGUGGCUAGCCGUGGCCAUCCCGUGGUUCAUCAUCGAGAAGCGCCGGCCGGGCCAAGAUCCCGGGAUGAACAUCGUUCUCGCCGGCUUGUGGCAGCUGUGGCGCGCCUUUUCCCAGGUCUGGCAACUCAAGCAGUCCCUCGCCUACCUCAUUGGCUACUUCUUGCUCGGCGACUCGCUCAAUACCACCGUCACCGUGAUUGCCACCCUGCAAAAUACCAUUGUCAGCUACAGCUCCCUAGAACUGACCUACCUCUUCAUCGCGGGCAUCUUCGCCCAGGCCGUCGGUAUCUUUGCUUUCUGGAACGUGCAGAAGCGCUUUGGCCUCUCCACCAAGACCAUGUUCAGCGCUGUGGCAAUCGGCAUUGUCUUGUUGGAUGGUUGGGGAAUGAUUGGAAACUGGACCGACAAAUUCGGCUUUCACAAUAAGUGGGAAGUCUGGGCCUACCAAAUCUUCUACGGCCUGGCGGUGUGUCCGUGGUACAGCUACUCGCAGACAAUGAUUUCUGAAGUGACACCCCGUGGCAAGGAGUUCCUCUUCUUCAGCCUCUUCUCCAUCAUCGGCAAGACCUCCAGUUUCAUUGGCCCGCUCGUUUCCAGCGCCAUCAUCGACGCCGCCGGUUACAACGCAAAGUUCGUCAACAACCGCCCCUUCUACUUCCUCUUUGGCUUGAGCUUGCUCAGCUACCUGUUCCUUGUCUUCUUCGUCGACGUGAAGAAGAGUCGCAUCGAACAGGGCGAAUUCUUGGAGCGCGAGAGAAUUGCGAAGAAGAAGAUUGCCGGCGGCGAGUCGAGCGAGUCUGCUGAGAGCGUUGCGUGGAGGCAAGAGGAGAAGUUUUAG